This is a messenger RNA of Gastrolobium bilobum, 972 nucleotides long. RefSeq names its product UDP-glycosyltransferase TURAN-like. The transcript is spliced from 8 exons. The record is from RefSeq and is a predicted model, not a curated record. NCBI's taxonomy places the organism in Eukaryota, Viridiplantae, Streptophyta, Magnoliopsida, Fabales, Fabaceae. Gene Ontology annotation, molecular function: mannosyltransferase activity. Bases 1 to 666 code for a protein of 221 amino acids. Gene Ontology annotation, cellular component: endoplasmic reticulum.
AUGUUACGAAUGUUGUGUUUGCAGUUCAUUAUCCUAAGCAGUACGAGCUGGACUCCCGAUGAAGAUUUUGGCAUUCUCUUAGAAGCUGCUGUAAUGUAUGACAGACGUGUUGCUGCUAUAUUAGGUGAAGAUGAUUCACUAGAUGAGGAGGUCAUCUGGAAAGAAAUAUCUGAUGGAAAACAAUGUUUAUAUCCCAGAUUGUUAUUCAUCAUUACUGGUAAAGGUCCUGAAAAAGCAAAGUACGAGGCAAAAUUAAAGAGAUUGAAACUUAAACGUGUGGCAUUUCGUACCAUGUGGCUAUCUGCUGAAGAUUAUCCAUUAUUGCUAGGAUCGGCUGAUCUAGGAGUUUGUUUGCAUACUUCAUCAUCGGGAUUAGACCUUCCCAUGAAGGUUGUUGAUAUGUUUGGAUGUGGACUGCCUGUUUGUGCCGUUUCAUACUCUUGCAUUAAAGAACUAGUUAGACUUGACAAAAAUGGUCUUCUCUUCUCUUCAUCUUCAGAGCUAGCCGAUGAACUUCUGAUGCUCCUCAAGGGAUUUCCUGAUGAAUGUGAUGCUUUGAAGGUCCUCAAAUAUGGUGCAUUAGAAACUGGUUCUUCUGCAAGGUGGGCUACUGAAUGGGAAGAACAUGCAAAGCCACUGAUAACUGAGGUUAUAUCAAGAUUUUGAUUUUCUAUUGAUUCUCAGAAGACGUCUUUAACUGCUCUAACAGCAAAUUGGACUGAUCUGUUGAUCUGAUCCAGUAGGAGGUUGACUAGCACCAUAUGCUGAUUGCAUGCACAUUUCAUGAUGUUUGGCAAUUUCCAAGUAGGAGCUAUCUUCUACAAAAUUAGAUAUGCAGCAGGGUCUCCAACAUCUGUCUAUUUUUGAGGUUCUGCGAAUGAAGUUGUAAAUAUAUUUUCUCUGAAAAAAUUGGUCUUGGUGAUUUAGAAUUUCAUUUUCUUUGAGUAUGCCUUGAUUCUCUGGUCCAUAUAU